Hydractinia symbiolongicarpus is the source of this 3051-nucleotide messenger RNA. RefSeq names its product hornerin-like. The coding region runs from base 117 to 2867 and encodes 916 amino acids. NCBI's taxonomy places the organism in Eukaryota, Metazoa, Cnidaria, Hydrozoa, Anthoathecata, Hydractiniidae. The transcript is spliced from 4 exons. The record is from RefSeq and is a predicted model, not a curated record.
AUACAAUCUUUUCACCAUUUCUAACGCGAUAGACAAUACAAAAAAACACCAAGUUAAGAACAAGAGGCAAAACUAACAUUAGGAAAAAACCCUGCAAAGGGAUAGUAUAUAAAAAUAUGAGGCGGCAUUCUUUUGUGCUGCUGUUAGCACUAAUAUGUUGUUCCUUUCUACUGACUCAUUCUAAACCUGUAAAUGAUGUCAAAAUUGAAACAGAAUCAACGACCGAGAGUGAUGCAGAUGACGAUGUUUCAGCCAAGGAAGACACCGCAGAAACAGGUGAGAAAAAAGAUACGGUAGAGGAAACAGACGAAACUGAAGAAGAAGAUGAAGAACAAAAAGCAGAAAAGAAAGAUGAUAUCAGCACUACAUCAGAAGAUGAUGAUGCUAAAACCGAAUCAUCUGAAGCUGCCGAAACUGAAAUUCCAACUCCUGUUGAAGAAGAAGAGGAAGUGACAGAAGAUGGAACAAAAAAAGAUCAGGUUCCUAAAAAGCAGGAUAAAACUUCGGAAAAUUCUGAUGAAUCGGAAGCUGCUACAAAAAAUGAAGACGUUCCUGAUACCGAAGAUAACACCGACGAUGAAGAGGUCGAUAAAAAAAGUGACGUAAAACCCUCUAACGACACAGCCAAGCGAGACGGAUUCGGUGAAGGAGGUUUUCACGGUGGUGAUGAGGGUGGCCACGAAGGUGAACAUGGUCAUCACGAGCACGAUCAUCACGGGCAUGAUCAUCACCAUCAUGAUCAUGGAUAUGAGUUCUAUGAAGAAUGGGGAGAGCAUGGAGGACACGAGGGUGAGCAUCACGGACACAAUGAAGGUGGGCAUCAUGGAGGGCAUGAACAUGGUCAUGAGCAUGAACAUGAGCACGGGCAUCACCACGGUGGUGGUGGGUAUGGAGGAGGGGGAUACAAAGAUCAAGUGCCAAAAGCUGAAAACACCGCAGAACAAGACGGAAAAAAUAAACCAGUAUCGGCAAAGAAAUGGUGGAUGGUUGGAGACCACUGGGCUGGUUGGGGACAUGAUCAUUGGGGGCCACCUCAUCAUCACCAUGAUGGUGGUGGUUGGCAAUAUGGACAUCAUGGGUUGCAUGGUCAUGGAGGUGGGUAUGGUAGUUAUAAAAGUCAUAUACCGGAUUGCUGCAAGUCAGCAGACCCAAGUGUUACAAAAAGAUGUGGUUGUCAUCUACACGCGGGUCAUCAUGGUGGUUAUCACUUUCAUGAUCACGGUUCUGGUUACAAUGAGCAUGAUCAUCACUUACAAGGUCCAUGGACAUUUGGUCAUGACCAUUGGGGAGAUGACUGGCACGAUUGGGAUCACAAUUCUCAUAACUUCGAACACUUACAACACAUGGAACACGAAAGCCACGAAGGACACCAUGGGCAUGGCGGAUGUCAUGGUCGAGACUGCUUACCUCACGGAAGUGGAUUCGUACACCCCAUUUACCAUGGAGGAUAUGGCGGGUAUGGUGGACAUGGAGGAUAUGGUGGAUAUGGCGGUUAUGGCGGUUAUGGAGGUUAUGGUGGACAUGGUGGUUACGGAGUACAAGGUGGUUAUGGAGGGUACGGAGGAUACGGAGGGUACGGAGGAUGCCACGGAUAUGGUGGAUGCGGUGGAUAUGGUGGGCAUGGCUUUCCUUAUGCUCCUCUUCACAAUGUGGUGCAUUAUAGAGUAUGUCAUGACUGUCAUCCGUUACCUUAUGGUGGCAGCAGAUGCCUGUGCAAAGCUGUAGGUCACCACGGUCAUGGUCAUGGCCAUCACGGACACUCUCCAGAGCAUGUAUUUAUAGAUUGUGGUCGAUCAGUCCACUAUUAUCCACAUCAGUGUGUAGCAAGGACAGACAUUCCUACUGCUGCUGCAGAUACAGAAUCAUCAGGAAAGGCCAAACAAGGGGUGGUUUAUCCCUAUGUAGGUUAUGGGCCAUGGUCAGCUUAUCCAUGGUGGGGAGAUUGGUGGGGUGGACAUGGCCAUCAUGGAUGGGGACGUGGCGGCCAUGGCGAUGAACAUGGUGGUGAACACAAUGGUGGACAUGGCGGUGGACAUGGAGGCGGUGUUGUUGGACAUGGUGGUGGACAUGGCGUUAUGGGUAAAAAUGUUGGUUUUAGUUUUGGUGGAGGUCAUCACCUACAGGCAUAUCAUUGUAAGGACAUGGUUCAAAGCUCAGGCAGCGAUGUAAGUGCUAAAUCGAAACGUUUUUGUGUACCACUCGGUCACUACGGAGGAUACGGAUGGCCAUAUUGGCAUGGUUAUCCUGGUGUAGGUACUGGUUUGUGGGGAUGGGGAUGGCCAUGGAUAAAAAACAAAGUACCUGGAUCAAAACAUAAAGAAGGAGAGGCAAAGAAAGAAACAAAAUCGAAAACGAAAAAAAGUGCUAUUCCAUCCUCAGAAGGUAAAGGACAGAAAAAGCAGACGAAGAAGCAAACUAUACAUGUAGGUUAUGGUUAUGCAAGUGGUGAUAACUAUAGAUUAGGUUACGGAAUGGGAGGCAUGGGUGGUGUAGCUGGUUUCUCCCCUGGUGCAGGAAUAGGUGGAGCGGGCGGCCAGUUUUCAAGAUCGAAAAUUCCCAGCGUUAAAACUGAGAAAAAAGCAGCCAAGACAAUUAUUCCAACACCAGAAAUACCAAAAGAAAUAUCAGCUGAGAAAAAAACAGCAAAAACUAAUAUUCUCACUCCAGAAACAACAAAAGAUGUUACGGCUAGUAAACGACAAAUCGAAAUGUCACAUCCCAUGGGAUAUUCAAAUGGGAACUUAGGUCAUCCUGUCACACACCCCGGUUACACAACGGUUGGCUGGCCAGGUCGAGCAGUGUCAACAACAGAAGCAAUGAAAAAUAGUAUACCAAAAGUAGAACCCAAACACAAAUCUGAUGCAUAAAUAUAUUUUCUAAAUGUUGUACCGUAGGAAUUAAUCAACAGUAGUUCGUCGUAAACGUAGUAACCAUAGCAACCGUAUAGUACAUUUUUUGUGAGAGCAGUAUGGUCACAUAGAAAAAAUCCCAACAUGUCGAUUGAAUAACCAACGAUAUUAACAUGAACUUUGUGUGUACUAAUGUCUCACA